AUGGGCUUUUCAAUCCGGUCCACCGUCGCGGCCGCUGGUGCGCUGCUGCUCCUCUCAGCCUUCGCCGCCGCAGCAGAACUGAAGGAAAUCACCAACUUCGGCCCGAACCCCAGCAACGCAAAGAUGUAUCUCUACGUCCCAGACAACGUCCAGCCUUCCGCCCCGCUCAUAGUCGGCAUCCACUGGUGCCACGGGACGGCGCUCGACUUCUACGCGGGGACGAAGUACGCGGCGACGGCGGACAGCAAGGGGUACAUCGUGAUCUACCCGUCCGUGAACACAACAGACGGGUGCUGGGACGUAUCCAGUGCCGCCUCGCUCACACACCUAGGCGGGGGCGACUCCCUCGCGAUCCACUCGAUGGUCUCCUACGUGCGGCGCAAGUACUCGGUCGACAGCAAACGCAUCUUUUCCACCGGCAUCAGCUCGGGCGCAAUGAUGACCGAAGUCCUCAUGGGAACGUACCCGGACGUCUUCGCGGCCGGCAGCGCGUUCGCCGGUGUCCCGUUCGGCUGCUUUGCGGGCACAAGCACGUGGAGCGAUGACUGCGCCACUGGGAAGAUCAACCAUACGGCGAGGGAGUGGGGGAAUUUGGUUCGCGCGGCGUAUCCGAAGUAUAAGGGCAAGCGCCCGAGGCUGCAGCUGUUCCAUGGCGAUCAGGAUGAGAUCCUCAGCUUUAAGAAUCUGGGCGAGGCGGUCGAGCAGUGGACAAACGUGCUGGGAUUGAGUGCGAAACCGGUGAAGGUCGAGCAGGACCUGCCGAAGGUCGGGUGGACCAGGAGUAUCUAUGGCCGCAAGGGAGAACUGGAGACCGUGGUCGAGGUCGGACAGCCGCAUAAUCUUGUGGUGCUUGAGGACGAGGCGCUGCGGUUCUUUGGGCUAUAA
Molecule: messenger RNA, 885 nt
Organism: Tricharina praecox
Lineage: Eukaryota; Fungi; Ascomycota; Pezizomycetes; Pezizales; Pyronemataceae
Product: esterase/lipase
Exons: 3
Coding region: 1-885 (294 amino acids)
Cellular component (GO): extracellular region
Molecular function (GO): hydrolase activity
Source: RefSeq, a predicted model, not a curated record